Messenger RNA from Anolis sagrei ordinatus, 8685 nucleotides. RefSeq names its product GLI family zinc finger 2 (gene GLI2). Gene Ontology annotation, cellular component: nucleus. NCBI's taxonomy places the organism in Eukaryota, Metazoa, Chordata, Lepidosauria, Squamata, Anolidae. Gene Ontology annotation, molecular function: DNA-binding transcription factor activity, RNA polymerase II-specific; RNA polymerase II cis-regulatory region sequence-specific DNA binding. Gene Ontology annotation, biological process: smoothened signaling pathway; regulation of transcription by RNA polymerase II. The record is from RefSeq and is a predicted model, not a curated record.
GGCGGGGAAGAGGAGCAAGACAGAGCAGGCAAUGGGUUUGAGCUCCGGAGAUCAUCUGACUUGAAAGCCCCAAAGUGCGGAAGAGAGAGAGAGAGAGAAAGAAAGGAGACGCGAGGGGAGAAAAGUUUGGUCCCCGCUCGGUCUCUCCCGCUCCCCGAUCCCGAGAGGGGGGCGUGUUUCUGAAACUUUCUUCCCUGGCUCUCUCUUCCCUUCCUCUCCCCUUCCCUUGCCCGCCCUUCUCCGCCUGCCCGCCUCCCUCCGCCUCGCCGCGCGUGCGGCUGUCCUGCCCAGGAAGAUGAUGGAUGGCAGGAGGGCAGCCGCGCGCCAGCAGAGCAGCAAGGAGAGCAGCAGCAGCAGGAGGAGGAGGAGGAGGCAGCAGCAGGAGCAGGAGCAGCAGCAGCAGCGGCGCCCCAGACUUUGCUAAAGUCCCCUCGCUGCGUCCCGGACGGGCCUGGCAGCGCCUCCAUCCCGGGAAGGAGGGCUUUGGAGAGAAAAAGAGGGGCGGGAAGCGAGCGGGAAGCAGCGGGCGAUGGGGAGCCGCACGCCUGGCCCUGCCCGGGAGACGCUGCCCGCCUGAAAACUUCUCUUCGGGGCCAAGAAGCUGGAAUAUGCAACUGUAAGAUGGAAACAUCCACCUCAACAGCAGCUGGAAAAAAAGAAGGGAAAGCUGCCUUUCUGGAGGCAGGCAAUGGCUUUAAUGAAACAGGGAAAAAACCCAUUCCUUUAGCUGCAGCGGCAGCAGUGGUGACACAAGGAGUUCCUCAGCAUGUUUUUCCAGCCUUCCAUUCGCCAUUGCCAAUUGAUAUGCGUCACCAGGAAGGACGAUACCAUUAUGAACCUCACACCAUCCACGCUAUUCAUGGCCCUUCUACUCUGAGUGGCAGCCCUGUGAUCUCUGACCUCUCCCUCAUUCGGCUUUCCCCACACCCGGCGGGGCCCGCCGAGUCCCCUUUCAGCCACCCGCACCCGUACAUGAACCCCCAUAUGGAACACUACCUCCGAUCCAUGCACAGCAGCCCUACCCUCUCUAUGAUCUCCGCUGCCAGAGGACUCAGCCCAGCUGAUGUAGCCCAUGAGCAUCUGAAAGAGCGAGGUCUCUUUGGCCUGCCCCCUCCUCCUCCUGGAGCCAACCCUACGGAUUACUAUCACCAGAUGACACUCAUGACCAGCCAUCCAAAUCCUUAUGGGGACCUCCUCAUGCAGAGCGGAGGAGCAGCCAGCGCGACACACCUUCAUGAUUACCUCAGCCCUGUAGAUGUAUCAAGGUUCUCCAGCCCAAGAGUGACUCCAAGAUUAAGCCGGAAGCGAGCUCUUUCGAUAUCUCCCUUGUCAGAUGCCAGCAUAGAUCUCCAAACAAUGAUUCGGACUUCUCCAAAUUCCUUGGUGGCUUACAUAAAUAAUUCCAGAAGCAGUUCUGCAGCUAGUGGUUCUUAUGGUCAUUUAUCUGCUGGGGCAAUAAGUCCUGCCUUCACCUUUCCUCAUCCAAUCAACCCAGUGGCCUAUCAACAGAUUCUGAAUCAGCAAAGAAGCCUGAGUUCGGCGUUUGGACAUACACCUCCUUUCAUUCAGCCAUCCCCAACGUUCCCUUCACGGCAGCAUGUGGCCGUCAUUUCUGUUAAUUCCAGUCCCUCUCAAAUCAGCAACAGUAACAGUUGCAUAGCUGAUUCAAACCAGAGCAAACUGAGCAGUGAGUCAGCUGUUAGCAGUACUGUCAAUCCAGUAAUUAAUAAACGCAGUAAAGUCAAGACUGAAAUGGAGACUCAACCACCAGCUUCCCCACCAACUCAGGAGUAUCUAACAGACUUGAAAGAGGAGCUGGAUAAGGAUGAAUGCAAGCAGGAGCCUGAAGUUAUUUAUGAGACCAACUGUCAUUGGGAAGGUUGUGCAAAGGAGUAUGACACACAGGAGCAACUGGUCCAUCACAUCAAUAAUGACCACAUUCAUGGGGAGAAAAAGGAGUUUGUGUGUCGUUGGCAAGAAUGCACCCGGGAGCAGAAGCCAUUCAAAGCACAGUACAUGCUGGUAGUACAUAUGCGGAGGCACACUGGAGAAAAGCCACACAAGUGCACGUUUGAAGGUUGCUCCAAAGCCUAUUCACGGCUCGAGAACUUAAAGACACACCUGAGGUCUCACACUGGAGAAAAGCCUUAUGUCUGUGAACAUGAAGGCUGCAAUAAAGCUUUUUCUAAUGCUUCUGACCGAGCAAAACACCAGAACAGGACGCAUUCCAAUGAGAAACCCUAUGUCUGUAAAAUUCCUGGCUGCACAAAGAGGUAUACAGACCCCAGUUCCCUCAGGAAACACGUGAAGACGGUGCACGGGCCGGAGGCCCAUGUCACCAAAAAGCAACGCAAUGAUGUUCCCCUGAGACCACCUGCCCUUAAGGAAAACAAUGACAACGAAGCAAGUGCCAAGCAAACUAGCAAGGCUGCGGAAGAGCACACCGAGGCAAACAGCACUCCUAGAGGCACGGAGGACUGCUUACAAGUGAAAACUAUCAAGACGGAGAAUUCUGUGAUGUAUCAGUCCAGUCCUGGUGGCCAGUCAUCAUGUAGCAGUGAACCAUCACCACUUGGGAGCACCAACAACAAUGACAGUGGAGUAGAGAUGAACAUGCACAGUGGGGGAAGUCUGGGGGACCUGACCACAAUGGAGGAUGGCACUCCUGUUGUAGACUCGACGGUCUCAUCUGGCAACUCGACCGUCAGCCUUCAGUUGAGGAAACACAUGACAACAAUGCAGCGCCUUGAGCAGCUCAAGAAGGAGAAACUCAGGACAGUGAAGGAUUCAUGCUCUUGGGCAAAUCCAGCACCGCACGUCAGAAACACCAAGCUGCCUCCCAUUCCAGGCAACAGCUGUCUAUUGGACAAUGGAGGUGGUAUUUCUACAGCACUGCCUAAUCAGAGGUUAACAGAGCUGUCCAUCAAUGAGGUCACAAUGCUGAAUCAACUAGCUGAACGCCGUGACAGCUCAGCAAGCACCAUCAGCUCUGCCUACACUGUCAGUCGCAGGUCAUCAGGGAUAUCUCCAUACUUCUCUAGCCGCCGUUCUAGUGAAGCUUCCCCAUUUGGAAACCGGCCUAAUAACACAAGCUCUGCUGAUUCCUACGACCCCAUUUCCACAGAUGCCUCUCGCAGGUCAAGCGAUGCUAGCCAAUAUAGCGGUAUCCCAGGUCUUCUGAAUCUGACGCCAGCUCAGCAAUACAGGCUGAAAGUGAAGUAUGCAGCUGCCACAGGUGGCCCUCCACCAACUCCACUGCCUAACAUGGACAGAAUGACUCUGAGGAAUAAGAUCUCCCUCCUUGAUGGAGCAGAUCCUGCUUUACCUUCCUUUUGCUUCCCAUCUGUGCCAAGGCGCUGUAGUGACAGCAUGGCUUAUGGAUAUGGAUCAUCACCUGCCUUUGCCCAUGAGGUGCCAGGCAAUAGUGCCAGGCGUGCAAGUGAUCCAGUGAGGAGACCUGCUGGAGAUCCAGCAUCCCUCCCCAGAGUCCAUCGUUUUAACAGCACCAACAACAUGAAUCUCCUUUAUCCUCCUGCAGACAGAAGGAAUUUCAACUUGGCAAACUUCACACAUACCGAGGGAAAUCUCACUAGACACAUAUACUCUCCACGGCCCCCGAGCAUUAGUGAAAAUGUUGUCAUGGAAGCAAUGGCUGGUGAAACAGAUGGCUCAGUAGGAGAUGAUGAUAUUGUGCUACCUGAUGAUGUAGUACAAUAUAUCAAAUCACAAAACAAUGCGAUGACUACGGAUCCCUCUUCCACAGGGUAUGGGAAUGAGAUGCAGAACUUCCAGGCCAAUAUAAAAGAACAACAAAACAACAUGCUGAGCCAACACAGGAUGGCUCUUCCUGAUGUGAGUAUGAAUCAUACAACACCAGUCGUCAAUGGGUGUCAAAUAAAUGUAGGGGCCAACUCUAAUUUGAGUAAAAACAACAUGCCAGUCCAGUGGAAUGAGGUCAGCUCAGGUACAGUUGAUACGUCUUCUGCUCAGCUGAAGCAGCAGGUCUCUCAACGGAACUUAGCUGUUGUCCACCAGAAGCAGAACUUUGGGCAAUAUCAAGACUUCAGCCAACAACAGAUGCAAAUGGGUCAAAGCAAUAUAAACAUGAUCCCACAACAGUUUGUGCAAAAGAAUGCAGGACUGGAUGGACCGAGACUAAACUGCAUGCAUUUACGGCAGCAGCAGCAGCGGCAGGUGCAUCCAGGUCCUAGUAACAGUGCAGAUAUGCGGGCACAUGAAAUGUACAAUCAGGUUCAUCAGAUGCUGAGUCCACAUACAAUGAGCAGUGAGCUCAACCAGCUAUCUCCUUCCUGCAAUAACAUGAUAGUGAAGCCUGCUUCUCAAGUUCACCCUCAGCAGGUAGAUGCUGUGGGUGGUUCCGUUGCAAUGGUUAACAGUAGCAGAGAAUGCACGAUGCACAAUCAGUCUAACCAGGAACAAGGGCACCAUCCAAACCACAUGAACUUUUCUAUGACACAGGAAGCGUUCCAUCAACCUUCUUCCUUAAUGGCCUCAAGUCAAUCAAACUUUGAACCACAACAGAACAUGACUGGCACAGUUGGGCAGAGUUUUCCUUCUAAUGUGGUACAGCCUCAUCCUCCACCUAAUCCCAACCCAACAAACAGACACCGAGGGAUACGUGCUAUGCAACCGUUGGGUUACAUGAGAAUAUCUCAACCAACUAAUGAUCUGAAUCCAGGGCAGCCAAGGCCAGAGCCAACCCCUAAAGUAACAGCAGGUAUAGCCUCAUCACAGUCAGACCAAUGUCACAACAGUGUGAGAGAAAACCAUUUGAUGCACUAUUAUGGUCAAAUACACAUGUAUGAACAGAAUGGGAAUUUUAAUAACAAUACAGAGUGUUCCAUAAGGCAGCAACAGCAUUGUUCACUGAAUGUCAAGCCAGCCUCCAUGCCCUCUCCUGGAGCUAAUCAAGUUUCAAGCACUGUAGACUCUCAGGUUCUGGAGCCUCCUCAGUUAGAUUUUGAUGCCAUCAUGGAUGAUGGGGACCAUUCCAGUCUGAUGUCAGGGACCCUGAGCCCUAGCAUCCUACAGAAUCUCUCCCAGAACUCUUCUCGCCUUACAACUCCCCGGAACUCUCUGACGCUGCCAUCUAUACCGGCUGGAAUUAGUAAUAUGGCAAUAGGAGACAUGAGCUCGAUGUUGACGACACUGGCAGAAGAGAGUAAAUUUCUUAACAUGAUGUCUUAAUGCUCAAAGCACAACAGACUAGAAGUAUCGAAGAGAUUACAUGCUAAGUAAUUUUAUGAAUGUGCUUUUUAAAAAGAAAUACUUCUGUAGAGUAGACUUUUUUUACAAGUAUUAAAUACAUUAAAGGGAUUCCAAAUAAGGAAGAAGUGUCUUUGUAAAAACUUGUAUAAACUAUAUAAAAGAUGCACUGAAAUAAUGCACCAUUAGUGUUAUUUUUGUGCUUGUUUUUCCAAGUGCUGAAAUAUGCCACCAUCAUUUUAGAACAGAACUUUCAAGCGUUCCUGUUUGUAAACAAUAGGGCACAUUUGGCAUCAUGCUUAAAAACUAACAAUCACAUCUUUGUUGGUUUUCUAGUAUUUCCUUAUUGCAGAACCAUUCAACCUCAACCUCUAAGUUUGCCAAAUGUAGAGUGCUAGACAGUCAUGCACAAAAAUAUUAAAAAGCACUGUUUCAAACAAAGUUCUGCUUUGUAAAUCACACAUGUGUGUUGUUGCCUUUUUGUUUUCCCUUAGUUAUCACUGCAAAAAUGCAAUUCUACAGUGACAAAUGCAUGGAUAUAAUUUUGACCGAAAUGCAAAAGCCAUACUAUGUAUGUUUAAUGCUUAAUGCUUUGCUUCAUGGCCAGAAGUGUUCAUAUGUGUGUGCAUGCAUGUGCACAUACAGAAACAUGCACAGACACACAGCAUUGCUUAUACAGCUAAUAUAUUAUAGCUUAGCUGAGAAGCAUCAGUUUUUGAGCAGUUUUGCAGUGAAGUGCCUUACUUGCCGUAGUUGUUGAGUCGUCAAGGCAUCUCUUGUCCAUUAAUGUCAAAUAAAGUAUAUCACCAGGCGCAUGUAUAAAAGAAAGGUACAUUUAUAUCAGGCAUUACAAUAUUCCUUAAAAAAGACAUUUGAGAAGGACACGUUGAUGGGGAGGAGAUGUGAAAGAUUAAUGCCCUGGCUGUUUUACCAGAGGGUACUUUUUAUAAGGGGAUUUAUAUCAUAAAGAAUGGGGUGGAGGUUUGAGAAUGCCACUAAGUUAAAAAAUACAUCUAGAAGGAGAAAGGUUGCUGUAAUGCAUGGCAUUUAUUUGUUUUUUAAAGAUGUGGACCACUCAUAGUUUCCAUUGACUUCACAUUGGAGUUGAAAAGGCAGAGGACAGUCUCAUCAAAGUUGGUUAAAUAAGUGAUUAAACAAGUGAUGUUGCAGAAAUUCUUCAGUUUUUUUAAAUAGUACUUAUGAACUUGAUUUCCCCAUGUUGAAUAUGUUGUAUGCAUCCAGAUUUGGAUGUUGUCAGUCCACUCAUUGAUCAACACUUUUAUGUGGUUUCAGGUAGUCAGCUUCACUCUGUCUUGCAGAUGAUUGUGAGUUCAUAUCUUACUUAAGGUACCUUGGAGAAAGGCAGGAUAUCAAUGAACAAACCAGAAACAUGGAUAAUGGAAGUUAGGGAGAUUUGCAUAUCCACCUGGGCUCACAAAAGAAAACCAAGUUGACCACCUUUGCAGGAAACCUGGUAAUAGUACAACCUGAUAUGUGGCCAUGUGGUUGAUCAUACAGUUGCCAUGUGUUUGUAAAAGACCUGCUGUUUGUAUAUAUUGGAGUACCAACAGAACUGAAAGGGAAAAUCUCCCACUGUUAGGCCCAGCUUAUGCCAAUCUUGCAGUUCGAAAACAUGCAAAUGUGAGUAGAGCAAUAGGUACUGCUCUGGUGGGAAGGUAAUGGCACUCCAUGCAGUGAUGCCGGCCACAUGACCUUGGAGGUGUCUACAGAGAGUGCCAGCUGUUCAGCUUAAUAAUGGAGAUUUCUUCAAAUUGUGGCCAUGACCUCAAAUGUGUAGCAUUAUGAAUUUCUGUCAAUGGAAGCUCUUAUACUAAUUGAUUCAUGUGACAUUAUGGUUCUAUUUUUAAACACAUUUAUUUGUCUAAGUUUAUUUGUCAGUCCUUGUGACAAUAAGUUGGUAGCUAAACCCUACAGGAAGAGGUAACAGUAAUGGCAGAGGCUCCAGUCCAAGUUUGUGGGACCCCAUGUUUGUAGGAAGCUUUAGACUCACAAUAAUUCAGGGCAUUUUAGAGGUUUUCCAAUACACAUUUUUCAACUUUUAUGGCAUUUUCUUAUUCUACACUUUUAUUUUCUUCUCAGCCCUUCUCCCAAAAGAGACAGGAAAUCAUUGAGGACCACAACAUAAUGAUUUACUUUUUCAACAUUGUGCUUAGCAUUUGUUGCCAUAGUAGACAACAAUAGUAGCAACUUUGGUCUUUUUUUAAAGAAAUAAUGCAUUCAAAAUUGGGAACACAGUACAUUCAAACAGUAACUUUCCAAGGUCUAAGUGAACCUCUGUGCUUAUGCUGCAUCCUGUGUUUGUUGCCACUUAGAAGAAUUUGAUUAUAAUACUGAAUCUGGGGUAUGACACACUUCUCAAGACAGUCAAGUUUCACAUAACUUCUCUAACAUUUUAUAUUUCCACCCUUUUUUUUUUGUUUUGGUUGUAAAUGAGUUGCUGAGGAAUUUCCUACCAUCUUUAAUGGUAUAGCCAUUGCUUUAACCACCUCCAAAAUUAUUAUGAGAAUGAGGUGUGAUUAGAAGCCCAACAGAAAUCAGUGUAAGGUUCAACAUACAUUAUUCACUGAUUAUUCACUCACAAUAUGAGAGCUGAAAAUAAUUGUAGAGGCAGGCUGGAAAGAAUAGGAUCUUCUGAACUCUGCAUUGGAACUAGUUCCGACAUUAAACUAUGAGAAAAUGAACUAGAUUCUCCUCCUUUAGGUAGACUUGUACCAUCUGAUAUUGUCCUGAUUAGCACAUGAGAAGCCUCUGGACACGGCUGUAACUUUUCAUGUAAUACUUACAGACAAUAAUCCAAUGAGUCAUCAUGGUCUAGUGGUUUGAAUUAUGGACUGACUCUUACGGAUCAGGAUUCAAAUCUCUGCUUGGCCAUGGAAACGUACUGGGUGACUUUGGGCAAGUCAAGCCCUUUCUGAACAAAUCUCUCCCCCCCCCCCCAAAUGGAGUUAGACCUCCAUAACCCCAAAACAACUUGAAGGCACACAACAAGCAGCCAUUAAUUGCAAAAUGCCUUGGUUGUCUGAACUAUGAUUACUGAACAAGAGUUCUCUUGACAUGUAAUGAGAAUUACAUGUCUUAAGUAUGCUUAGGUAUAGUUUGAAUAUCCCAUGCUCCAUACAUUGUCAGGUGUGAAGGAUGCAUGAUAAUAUGCGGAUUUGUAAACUCCUAAAGCAAAAGGGAAAGAAAAACCUACUCAGGCAUCAUGUUCUUCAGCUUUACAAUGAUGGUUUUCAUUUAUUACUGUAAUAGUAACAACAAUACUGGCUCUGUAUAUAUUCUGUAUAGAAGACGUUCAUUAUUAAGAGUACUGUAGCUGAAUUGUUCUGUCUUUAUAUCUCCAGGACCUUUUUAGCUGUUUUCUACAUCAUAAGGAUGGCAGUCACAUGUUGAACUGUAUAUAAAUGUUUUGUACAUUAAAAAGUAAUUUUUUUCAUAAUA